AUGCGGAAUGUUUUAUCGGGCUUGCGUGGGAAUGGUAACGAGAGGUGUCCUCGGUGUGGAGACCGAGUGUACCAUGCUGAACAGCGAGUGGCAGAGGGCAGGCGGUACCAUCCGACUUGCUACACCUGCAGAGUUUGCGGGUGCUCCCUGAACGCCACGAAUGUGGCGUCCAGUCCGGACGAGAUUUACUGCACCACCUGCUAUGGCAGGGUCAGGGGACCACGAGGAUAUGGGUUCGGACUGGGCAAAGGAGUGCUCUCCAUGACCCUGACUAGCCUGCAG
Molecule: messenger RNA, 282 nt
Organism: Notodromas monacha
Lineage: Eukaryota; Metazoa; Arthropoda; Ostracoda; Podocopida; Cyprididae
Source: the annotation of a GenBank genome assembly